AUGUCAAACGUCAAUGGUACUCCCGCUAAUGGGGAUGGCCACCUCCCAUACGACGAACGUGAUGAAGACUAUCAAGAGUUCGAAGAGUAUGACGAGGUCACCAAGCCCACCACCCGCCCUUUCUACAAGCGCCGCAAGUACUGGUACUUCUGCGCCGUUAUGACCGUCCUGACUAUUGCCAUCGGAGUGCCUCUGGCCCUCUUUGUUAUCCUGCCUAAGAUUGCCCAACUUAUCCUCAACAACUCAACCAUGUCCUUCAAGGCUAUCCAGAUCACCAAUCCUACCAACACUUCCGUCCAAAUGUCCAUGGACGGUGACCUCGGUCACACUGGACCCUUCUCUGCCACCAUCGAGUUCCCUGAGCCCAUUAGGGUCUUUUACGGUGAGACUGAGCUUGGAGACAUGACUCUGCCUCCUACCAAGGCCAGCGGUGGCAGCGGUAAAUUGGUUGCUGACGCUAAAUUCAACAUUAAGGACGAGGGUGCCUUUGGCUCCUUCUCUGCUGACAUGAUGAACAAGGAUAGCUUUGUCUGGACCCUCAAGUCCAAGGUGACCAUCAAGGCCCUUGGCCGCACUGUCAGCGACCUUAACCUUAACAAGGACCUCGUGCUUAACGGUAUGGGUGGCUUCCCCGGUGUCCAGAUUCUCAAGUUCGACUUGCCUUCGGAUGCUGCUGAUGGCCAGGGUAUCAACCUGGUCAUCGACACUGCCAUGAACAACCCUUCGCCCAUCGGCAUCACCCUUGGAACCAUCGUCCUCGACAUCGGCUUCAACGGCACUGCCCUUGGUCAGGUCCGCGCUACCGGUGCCUCUCUCAUGGGCAACUCCCAGUCCAUCCUCAACCUCACUGGUAUCAUGACUCCUCAGACCACCCCCGAGGGCCUUGCCACCGUCAGCGCGCUCUUCUCGGCCUACAUUGCUGGCGGCACUUCCGUUACCACCGCCAAGGGUGUUUCCGUCUUGCCCGAUGGUGUCAACGAGGUUGGCUGGCUCUCGGCCGGUCUCAAGUCCAUGGCCCUCAACGUCCCUCUCGUUGCUCCCGCGGGUCUCAACAUUAUCCAAUCCAUCACCCUCGGUCCCAUGGGCAUGAACUGGACCAACGCCGAUGCCUAUGCUCCCCUUGCUAACUCCCCUGGUGUCGUCGCCGGCUUCCAGAUGCCCUUCGGCUUCUCGCUCAACGUCACCCAAGUCCAGAACAGCAUGACCGUCAUCUACAACAACAAGGAUAUGGCCACCCUCAACGCCCUCGAGUGGGGCGCAGCCGUCACAACCAAGGAUGCUAACGGCACUGCCAUCAACUUUGCCCUGCCUCCUACUCCCUUCGCCAUUGCCGCCGAUUCCCAUGCUGACUUUGAUGACUUUGUCACCAAGUUGACCGUUGGAGUCAGCCAGCCCUUCACCGUCAGGGGUACAGCUGGCACCGUUGCCACUACCCCCAUUGGAGAGGUCCGCAUCAUCGGCAUUCCCUUCAAGUCUGACGUCGCCUUGUCUGGUCUUCAAGGUCUCAAGACCGAACCCACUGUCAUCAACAGUUUGACCGUUAUCGGUGGUACCCCAACUGGUCUUCAAAUUGCCCUUAACUUGACCAUGGUCAACCCCUCCCAGCUUUCUAUCGACACCGGUGUCGGCGAGAACUCCCCUGUUACGUUUGCCAUGCAGUACGAGGGCGACAACGUAGGAACUGUCAUCUUCCCCGCGUUGAACUUGGUUCCUGGUGUCAACCUCCGCACUGCUGGCGCUAUCUUCACCCCCACCGGCACUCCUGGUGGCGAGGCUCUCUUGCAAAAGUACAUGUCCAACCAAGCUGCUACCGUUGACAUUUUCGGCUCCUCCUCGUCCUCUGCUAUCGCCCCCUUGGCCGCUGGUUUGGCGAGUGUACAGUUGCAGUCCAACAUGCCCGGCAAUCCCGCUCAGCUCCUCUUGGGCACCGCCUUGACUAUCCUCGACAAUACCGGCGAGACCGGCAUUGCCAUGGCUACCGUCACUGUCAACAACCCCUUCGUCCCCGGCCUGACAAUCAAGUCCAUCAAGUCGACUGUCACCUACAACGGCCGCACCCUCGGAUCUAUUGACCUGCCUUCCGUCACCAUCAGCGUUGCCGGUAUGAGCCAGCAGGCAUCUCAGCCCCUGCCCUUGUCCAUGGACCUCAGCCUCGACUCUCUUAUGGCCCUCAUGGUCGACCAGGCUGCCGUCAACAACCUCAACGCUGAGCCCAUCAAGGCUUUGACUCAAAUGGCCAAGGACCCCACCGUCAAGAUCCCCUCAUCUGUCUUUACCGGAUUCAACUUGCCCAACUUUGUCAAGGCUGCCAUGGCUGGCCUCAAGGUCGAUGUUGCCAUGUCUGUCACUGUCUUGGUCGGUGAAUACGAGACCUCGCUCACUCUCACCCAGCCUGGCGUCCCCACCUCCACCGAUGACACCAUCUUGAAGCUUCUCCCCAUUGUCGGUCGCCCCAUUGCUCAGUCUAUUGUCGACUUGGCCACCUUGGCCUUUGACAGCGUCAUGAUCAACAGCCCCGCCGAGACUGACUUCACCACCAACAUCAACGGUCUCAUUGGCAACACUGGCCCCUUCGAUGCCGAGAUCACCUUCCCCAGCGGCUCCACCGUCUCCUGGAUCAACGGUGGCGAGUCUUCCCCCAUCGGCCAGAUUGCCAUGCCCCAGGUCUCUGCCAAGGCCGAUGUCGGUGCCAAGCUUGCCUUGACCAACGUUCCUUUCCAUGUCGCCAGCUCUGCUAACAUGGGUGCCUUUGUCGGCUACUCCUUGAAGGCUGAGGCCUUUGACUGGGAGGUUGUUGCUUCGAACAUGACUGUCAUUGCCAUGGGUGCCCCCAUCCCCGGUAUCAACAUGAAGAAGAAGGUUAGCCUCAAGGGUUUCAACGGCCUCAAGGACUUGGUCAUUGAGAAGUACGAUCUUCCCUCGAAUGACCCCAACGGUAUCCACCUUGUCCUCACCGCUAAGCUCACCAACCCCUCCAACGUCGGUAUCGACAUGGGCACUGUCCAGUUCUCCAACGAGUUCCAGGGCCAGGAUAUCGGAUAUGUCGGAACUUCUGGCCUCAAGUUGCUCCCCUCGGGCCAGACCCCUAUCGCCAUGGAGGGUACUUUGACCAAGCAGACCUCCGAGGCCGGUCUCAAGGCUCUCGGUGACAUGUUCCGCUUGGCCCUUAACGGUGGUACUCCCAACUUGAUCGUCAAGGGAACGUCUGUCACCCCCGCCAGCGGCCCUGUCUCCUGGUUGGACUCUGCCUUCAAGACCUUGACCAUGAACGUUACCCUCCCCAGUCUUGGCAAGCAGGACAUCAUCACUGGCAUUACCCUUAAGACUAUGUCCUUGGACUUCACCGGCCCCAACCCUUAUAGCGUCAUGACCUCGUCCGACAACAUCGAGGCCUCGUUCAAGAUCCCCUUCUCGUUCCCUCUCAGCAUCACCAAGGUCGCCGAGGACAUAAACAUUCAGCUCCCCCAGGGCAGCAACGUCGCUAACCUCAAGCUUCCUUUGGGAGAUGCCCAGACCAUUGCCCCUGGUCUCUUGAAGACUGCCUACUCCAACCAGCCCUUGAACGUCAAUGAUGACUCGCACGAGAUCUUCAACAAGUUCUCUACAAUCUUGACCACCGGUCCCGGAGUUCAGUUCUUCUUGUCUGGAACCGCUGACACUGUUGCCGAGACCGCUGCCGGUGCUGUCACCAUCCCCGGUGUUGCUGUCAAUGUUGCCUCAACCAUGGCUGGUAUGAACCUGAAUGUUGGAGGUGCCUCGAUCACUGACAUCAAGAUUGUUGGCGGUACAUCGGAGUACCUCGUGAUCAACCAGAACGUCGUCCUCCAGAACCCCUCUGGCCUGACCGUCAAGGUUGGUGAUGUUGCCUUCAACAUUGGCUACGCCGGUAACAAAAUGGGUCGCGCUGUUGUCAACGACAUGAUCCUCUCCCCCGGUGCCAACACCCUCCCCGCUGUCUUCCACUUGGCACCCUCCAACGAGCACGUUCGCGAUGGUUUCUUGACUGGUUUCAUCGCUGGCGCUUCAUUCACUCUCGAUGUUGCCGGUGCUGCUGAUUCGACCAAGGUUGAAUCCUUGAAGGAAGCCAUGGCCUCGGUCAAGAUGGCCUCGACCAUCAAGGGUAUCUCCGACAAGUUGAUCCCCGUCGGCAGCGGUGCCCAGCCCAACAUCUUGGACAUGUUGCAGAUGACUGAGCCUCGUAAGACCCCUGUCCAGGUCAUGAUCUACAACCCCUUCGAUACUCCUCUGUUUAUCAAGAGGAUGAAGGCCACCAACUACUGGCAGGGCAAGUACUUUGGUGAGCUCGACGAAGAAGUCAACCUGACUGUUCCCCCCAAGUCAACUGUCCUCUCGCCCACCGUCACCAUGUCCUCGCCUGCCGGUUUCGGCUUCAUGAGUACACUCCUCCCUUUCAUGACGAAAUACCCCCAGAUGAUUCUCGGUAUCGCCGCUGAUGUCCCCUUCGAAGUCCAGUCGACCAUCACCACCUACGUUGGAGGCCAGAGCGGAUACCUUGGUAACGUCGGAUACAACCAAACCGAAACCAUCAUCAAGGUCCAGAUCGGAGGCAAGGCCCCCGCCGGUGCUCUGCCUGCCGGUCUCGCUGGCCUCGUCCACGCCGAUACCAAUAACUCGACCUCGACUGCUCUUCCCUCGCCCACAGCCACCGCCACCACGAGCGAUGCCUCGACCUCGACUGCCACUGCCUCUGCCACCGACUCAGCCUCGCCUUCUCCCACCAUCGCCACCACUGGUGCUGCUACCGAGCCCAUUGUCAAGCGCCAGGUCCAGACUCUUGAGGACGGCCCCGGUUCAGAGGAUCCCGCUGUGGUUGAGGCCUGGAUCAAGGCUGUGGUCAACAAGUUGGCUGUCGAUCAGGGUCUCCCCGCCUACUACUAA
Molecule: messenger RNA, 4899 nt
Organism: Linnemannia hyalina
Lineage: Eukaryota; Fungi; Mortierellomycota; Mortierellomycetes; Mortierellales; Mortierellaceae
Source: the annotation of a GenBank genome assembly